AUGCUUGUAACUCUGGCGAGCAGGACUCUGUCCCUGUAUGUGCUCAUCAGUGUCGUUCUCGCAGUGUCCGUCCCCCCUGCCCUCGAGUCCCGGGCUUCGGGUGCAUGCACUCUCGAAGCCAGCGGUUCGGACGAUGCUCCCGCUAUCCUUGCCGCUGCUGCGGACACAAGCUGUCCUACCGUCACCAUCCCGUCCGGUACAACUCUCUCUAUCCAGUCGAAGCUCAAUAUGACAGGUCUCUCCAACAAACAUAUCGACUUGCAAGGCACGAUCAAGUUCAGCGACGACCUAGACUACUGGAAGGACAACGCGUUUACGUUCUCCUUCCAGGACCAAGCAGCGUUCUGGCUCCUGGGCGGUACGAACAUCGUCCUUGACGGCGGAGGAACGCUUGAUGGCUCCGGCCAGGCUUGGUACGACGCCUUUGCCAAAGAUGACUCGACGGUCAGGCCAAUCCUCCUCACCCUCUACCAAGCUACAGACAUCACGGUGCAAAACAUCAAGAUGAUCAACGGGCCUGAGUGGAUCAACUUCGUUAACGAAGGAAAGAACGUCGUCUUCCGCAAUAUCACCAUUACCGCUGUCUCGACUUCGUCUAAUGAUGCGAAGAACACCGAUGGUUGGGACAUCUUCCGGAGCGACAACGUUACAAUCGCGGACUCGAACAUCACGAACGGCGACGACUGCGUUAGCUUCAAGCCUAACUCCACGAACAUCUUGGUGUCGAAUUUGUCUUGCAAUGGCUCCCACGGUAUCUCGGUUGGGUCCCUUGGCCAGUACGCCGGCGAGUACGACAUUGUUGAGAACGUCCUCGCGACAAACAUCCGCAUGUCAAACGCACAGAACGGGGCACGCAUCAAGGCUUGGGCGGGUAAAGAUGUCGGUUCAGGCAUCGUUAAGAACAUCACAUUCGAAGGCUUCGUCGAGAGUAACGUCGACAACCCGGUUAUCAUCGAUCAAUGCUACGAGACGAGCUCGAGCGACUGCACCAAAUAUCCGUCUAAUACGUACAUUGAGGAUAUUUGGUUCACCAACAUCUCGGGGACGUCCUCAGGCAAGGAGAAGGCUGUGGUCGCGAGCCUGUCCUGCUCACCGGAUGGACGAUGCAGUGACAUCAACGUGAAUGGCAUAACUGUGACGCCGCCCUCAAAAUACGGCGACCCUUCCUUCCAAUGCCAGAACGUCGACGUAUCCGGUGACGACGCCUCCCUUUUCGGGACGUGCAAGACGACAAGUUGA
Messenger RNA from Dichomitus squalens LYAD-421 SS1, 1239 nucleotides. RefSeq lists its product as uncharacterized. The record is from RefSeq and is a predicted model, not a curated record. Gene Ontology annotation, molecular function: polygalacturonase activity. Lineage: Eukaryota; Fungi; Basidiomycota; Agaricomycetes; Polyporales; Polyporaceae. The transcript is spliced from 9 exons. The coding region runs from base 1 to 1239 and encodes 412 amino acids. Gene Ontology annotation, biological process: carbohydrate metabolic process.